Messenger RNA from Ixodes scapularis (black-legged tick), 2672 nucleotides. RefSeq names its product myb/SANT-like DNA-binding domain-containing protein 3. The transcript is spliced from 3 exons. The coding region runs from base 449 to 1357 and encodes 302 amino acids. The record is from RefSeq and is a predicted model, not a curated record. Lineage: Eukaryota; Metazoa; Arthropoda; Arachnida; Ixodida; Ixodidae.
UCCACUCGAAGUGCCAUUCGUAUUCACAGACGCGAAUCGGCACUCACUCGAACUCGAGAUUCCGUUCUCCACUCCAACAAGCUUGAGGACGUCUGGGAGCGAGAUUAUAGCCAAAGGUUUUAUUUAAAACACCAUUUUUACGUGAAAAGUAAAUAUAUUCGUUCGUGUUAUCUAAAAACGUGUACCAUACAAACAUCGAAUUAGUGAACUACGAAGUUUUAUUAAGGCAGCGUAAAGUUUAGACGUGUUUGAGCGGCAAAACGGACAAAGUCGUUACCUUGUCUGGCAACAAGCGCAUUCGCUAGCUGCGUGUGUCGUUCUCUCGUCGACAGUCGUCUAUCUCACGGUUUGUCGAUUUCGUCUCGUUUUUUCUUGCUUUCGCCGCCCUUUGUCUACCGUGCAGCCCUGCUUCGUCGCCUCGCCGCCUCGCCGCCUCGCACGACAAAUCAUGGAGGACCCCAACGGCAACGACUCAGAAAUGGCCGAUACCGAAGAGCGGGCAGGGGCUCGUUUUAUUUAUACUGCGGAGGAGAAGGCGCUCCUCCAAGCGCUCGUAACGAAACAUGCGCGAGUUCUUGAAAACAAGAAGACAAAUAACUACUCGAAGGAGGCUAAACUUAAAGCUUGGGAGAAACUCAGCACCGAGUAUAACAGCCAGCCAAACGUCCGCCCACGAAGCGCUAAGCAACUCAAGAAGCGUUGGGAGAACGAAAAAUCCAGAUACAAAAAAACCAAGUCCGACGAGACGAGAGACAUCCACGCCGCGGGAGGUGGGCCACGAACAAGCCGGCCGAUGAGCCCCUCACUCAUUCUUGUGGGAGCGGCGGCAGACCACAUGGAGACAGUGGUGACAAAUCUCUGCGACAGCGACAGGGCAAGAGACCGGCCAGUGCUGUCGCUGCCUCCGGCUGCAAUGUUUGAAGCAAUGGUGCGAGGCACUGAAGGCAAUGACAAUCACGCCUGCUGGAACGACGUGCCAGAUGCUCCUGAUCCGUCCGCCUCACCUCUCCAAGACAGCAGCGUUGGAGCUGCUUGUGUGACUCCGCCGGCAAGGAGCAUUACCUGCCCCCGUGCUGAGCUGCCAAGCGGGGCAUCCAGAAGAACUGGAAACCGCAUCGCAGCACUGGAGCGGAUCAUGGCUCCCGAAAAAGAGGCCCGUGUAGACAUCCUCGAGAGGGAAGAUCGGCGGAAGGAGGCGCAACAUUUAAUGCAAAUGCGCAUACUCCGCAACAAGCUUUUUGAGCAGCGACGACGCGGACGGGCAGAGUUCCAGCUGCUCCAGCUGGAGAGAGAGAUAAAGGUGGAGCAGCUGGCAGCCCUGCGCUGCAAGCUACAAGGGUGUGGAAAUCACAAUUAAAUUUGGGUUCUUUCAGUUUAAAAGCAUUCCGAGGAUUUACUUAUUUAUUUUAUGUGCGCUACAUUGUAGUGAAACGAUAGAACCUAAUGUGUUUUGCAUAUUCGGAAGUUGAAUGAAACAGCACACUACAAUUGAAGGGAAGGGUAGGUCUUUCGUUAGCUCUGUGCUGGCCACAAGUCUUUCCCAGAAUAUGUUAGAUUGACCAAAUACGCGGAAUUGGAUUUGAAAAUCAAUUUAUUCGAGCGCUUACUACUGAAUUCGUGUCCAAGUAUUUGCACGAGUCAGUGACGGGUCAAGAACAGAGUACAAGCUGGAGAUGAGAAGUAGGAUGGAAGCUUUAAGUGGAGAGGAGGUUUCUCCUCUCCACCUCAAGCUUCUGUCUGCUUCCUCCUCUCCAGCUUGUACACUAUCCUUGACCUGUCAUUGACUAUAAACGUGUGCUACUGGUUGAAUAUCCCUAUUGGAAACACAGUGCGAUGAUCUGUGUGCGUUUCAGUGAGCCGUUGAUUGUGUCGACAGGGUCUGGAGGUGAUGGCAGUACAUGAGGACGCAGCCGCCUCCGGCGUCGGGGUACUGGUGGAGAGGGUAGAGCAGGUGGGCAUGGCUCUUUUCGCAGCAGGGCCAGGUUGUGCAGUGCAGCACAGGCGGUGAUGAUGAGGGCUGACCGUUCCGCCUUGUACUGUAGCCGCAUGUCCAGGCAUGGGAAGCGUCGCUUGAACACUCCAAAUGCCCGUUCGACCGAGUUCCUUGUUUUUAGGUGAGCUGCUUGGUACCUAUAUGGUGCAGCAUUGGUAAUGGAAGCAACGUUGCAAGAUAACGGUCUUCAGGUGUAAAAAUCGCCAUUGCUGCAACCAUCAGUAUGGUUCAGUAACCUGUACAGUGCGGCCCAUCCAUGCUAGCUGCAUUUUCGGCAUUUUCUAUUGCUUACCAGAGGCUACUGUUCUGCAUACAGUGGUUUUGGCUGGUGUUUUCUACAUUACCGUCUUAAUUCAAGUUCUUGGCCCUAGUCCAAUUCUAGUGACAAAAAGCAACAAUUGACACCGACUAACUGUGACGAGGAAGAACAACAAAUGUUCUCGAGGAAAAUAAAAAUAGAACUAAAAUGUUGUAUGCUACAUACUUUUGAAACAAAAAUUUGUCCACAGGAAGUGAAUAAUGCCAGCUUUUUUUGCCAUACAAAGGCUUAAAGGUCAUGAAUCUAGCUGUGACAAAGAUUUGCAGAACUAAUAGUAACCAAUAGGAACACUGUGGCUACAGCAUCACUUCUUGUUAGCUGUUCUGAAUUUCAUGCCAUUAUUUCUUCCAACAAAUUAGU